AUGUUCAAUAUCGACGGCCUAGAAAAUGAGUUUGGCGAUUCAAAUCCUCAAGCAAAGCUGUUCAAAUCCGUUCAUAAAUCAUGGGGACCCUUGUGGGCCCAUGGUCAAAGAUGGAGGGGAACGAUGUUAUAUGACCCUUAUGAAGAACCAUUCAAGCCUGGGACGGCAGAUAUUCUAGGAAGAGAGUACUAUGCCAACGCCGUGAUCACUGCUCUCAGUCGCUAUCUACCCAUCGAGCUGGCCAUCUAG
Messenger RNA from Penicillium psychrosexuale, 249 nucleotides. RefSeq lists its product as uncharacterized. The record is from RefSeq and is a predicted model, not a curated record. The transcript has a single exon. NCBI's taxonomy places the organism in Eukaryota, Fungi, Ascomycota, Eurotiomycetes, Eurotiales, Aspergillaceae. The coding region runs from base 1 to 249 and encodes 82 amino acids.